AGUACACUCUACUGCUGCCUGCGAUACCACGCCGUGCGGUACGCCUCAAUCUGUGCGUCGGUUCCUCGAUAUGCUUGUGCAGUAGCCGAGCAGUUCCGUGAUCCUGCGGUCGCUAUACGCAACCCUCGAUGCCCUGUAAGCUAGUUGUCGCUAUGUGCCCGUAGUGUGUUCGCGGCUGCUGCUGAUCCUCAUGCUCAGUUUUUCUUAGCUCAGGAAAAAAAAGAAAAAGCUUGAAGCAUGAGGAGCGGAUUCCACCGUGUCGAGCUGAACAAGACGGUAUGGGAGGUUCCCGUCCGCUACAACAACCUUUCGCCCAUCGGCGUCGGCGCUUACGGACAAGUUUGUUCGGCAUUUGACAAGGAGCACAAGCACAAAGUGGCCAUCAAGAAGCUGUCACGGCCCUUCCAGUCUGCCAUCCAUGCCAAGCGCACCUACCGAGAACUGCGACUCCUCAAGCAUAUGGACCACGAAAAUGUGAUAGGCCUCCUCGACGUGUUCACACCCUCAACUACACUGGAGGACUUCCAUGAUGUGUACCUGGUGAACCAUCUGAUGGGCUCUGAUCUGAACAACAUAAUCCGGACUCAACGACUGAGUGACGACCACGUUCAGUUUCUCGUCUACCAGAUUCUGAGGGGGCUCAAGUACAUCCACUCGGCUGGCAUCAUCCACAGGGAUCUGAAACCAAGCAAUAUUGCGGUGAAUGAGGACUGUGAAUUGAAGAUCUUGGACUUUGGUCUGGCACGCCAUGCUGAGGUGGAGAUGACUGGCUAUGUGGCCACGCGGUGGUACCGAGCACCCGAAAUCAUGCUCAACUGGAUGCACUACAACCAGACAGUGGACAUUUGGUCAGUGGGCUGCAUCAUGGCUGAGCUCAUCACAGGCAAGACACUGUUUCCUGGCAAUGACCACUUAAACCAGCUGAACAGGAUCAUGGAGCUGUGUGGCACGCCCGAUGGAGAGCUUCUGGCCAAAAUCUCUAGCAAGGAGGUGCGUGCCUCUUGUGUUCCACACCUGAAGGCAAGGAACUACAUCCGCAGCCUGCCUGUCAUGAAGAAGAAAAACUUUGCCGAGGUGUUCCAGGGGGCCAAUGAGAAAGCCAUUGACCUGCUGGAGCGCAUGCUGGAACUGGAUGCGGACAAGCGACCCACUGCCACUGAGGCUCUGGCACACCCGUACUUGGCCAGCCUGGCGGACCCGACAGAUGAGCCAUCAGCUGAGCCCUGCGAUCAGUCCUUUGAGGAUCGUGACCUCAGUGUGCACGAGUGGAAACAAAUGGUGCACAAGGAGGUGGUGAUGUUCCAGCCCAAGCUGCGCCAGAUCAGCGCUGGCAUCUCGGGCCUCGCCCAGGACCUGCAGCGCAGGAUGAAGGUCCUCUAGGGAUUCGCUCGUGAUGUGUGUCGCGUGGCGAUGCCUACGAGAAGAGUACGUACGCUCUCUGUUAGGCAACGUUGUGCCCAUUCGUAGGUA
Dermacentor silvarum is the source of this 1470-nucleotide messenger RNA. RefSeq names its product mitogen-activated protein kinase 14A-like (gene p38b). Gene Ontology annotation, biological process: protein phosphorylation; intracellular signal transduction. Gene Ontology annotation, cellular component: nucleus; cytoplasm. The transcript has 12 exons. Gene Ontology annotation, molecular function: ATP binding; MAP kinase activity. Lineage: Eukaryota; Metazoa; Arthropoda; Arachnida; Ixodida; Ixodidae. The record is from RefSeq and is a predicted model, not a curated record. Bases 238 to 1380 code for a protein of 380 amino acids.